AAAAAAAGAAAAGAAAAUAUUCAAAAACGAAUAAUAUGUCAGCGUCUGACAAACGAACUGUCAAAAUGACAGACGCGUCAAUAAAGCAACAACAACAACAACGAAAACAACGACAACGAAAUGCAGCUACAACAAGAACAACAAAAAGAACGGCAGCAGCAACAAAAUUGCUGCAUUUAUGCAUCUAUCUAGUCUGCAUAAAACACACGCUGCAACAUGCAGCACAUCAGCGACAGCUGCAACAUGCAGCGCCCGAGGGCAACAUGUUGCAACAGCAGCAGCAACAGCAGCAGCAGCAUCAACAACAUCAAACAACUAGUGUAAAUAGCAGUGUAAAUAUCAAUAUAAGCAGCAAUUUCAAUGAAAUUGUCACCGCCACGGCGACAGCGACGGCAACGGCGACAGCAACACUACGCACAGCAACAACGGCAACGGCAACAAUGGCAACAACAACGCCAGCGCGUCGCAAAUGGCGUCGCAAGUUCGCCUAUGCCACAAAUCGCAAUGCGAGCAGCAACAGUAACAGCAAACGACGCAAACUGUUGCGGCCGCAUCAUUAUCAGCGCAAUGUGACGCAUGCAACGCGCACAACCACAGCAAUAGCAACAAUUGCUGCCAGUGCGAGCGCAACAACAGCAACAACAUUGAUACCAAAGAAACAACAGCAGCAGCAGCAGCAACAACAUUUUAGCUAUCGCACCCGCUUGCAGUCCAGCUUUCAACAGCAGCAGCAGCAGCAACAACAUGUUGCUGGCGUGCAACAGCAACAGCAACAACAGGAACAACAUGUUGUGGCUAUAACGCCGCGACCGCCAAAGCAACAGCAACAUGGCUUUGCUCUGCUGCCUGCCACCUACUAUCAGCAACAACAACAGCAACAGCAGCAACAGCUCUUUGGCAAUCUUAGCCGGCAGCAACAACAGCAACAGCAGCAACACUUUCUCAUACACCCCGGCAACAACAACAUUGUGCUGUACAGCAAUCUGGACUCCCUGCCGCCCUGUCCGCCUGGUGUGCGUCUCAUGCCGCAACAUUUUAUACCCCUGCGCCCAACAACAACCCAGCGCUCCCGGCAACGCGAUUGCCAAUGCAGUCCGGUUGGUUCGCUGUCGACGGCAUGCGACAAACGCUCGGGCCAAUGCUCCUGCCUGCUGAAUGUGGCGGGUCGGCGCUGCGACAAGUGCAAGGCGGGUCACUGGAAUCUCACACAGGGCGUGGGCUGUCACGACUGCCAAUGCGAUCCGCACGGCGCACGCAGUCACGAGUGCAAUCCGUGGACGGGUCAAUGUGACUGCAAAAUUGGGGUCGGCGGGCGGCAUUGCAACGAGUGCACCGAGGGCUUCUUUGGCUUUAGCACAGAGGGCUGCCAGCGCUGUGCCGCAUGCGCGGCAGAGGGUCAAGUCUGUGAUCCGCUCAAUGGACGCUGCAUUUGUCCGAAAUUCACGCGCGGCUUGGGCUGCGCCCAGUGCGUGCCUGGCACCUGGGGCUGGCAGGCGCGUCUGGGCUGUCGUGAAUGCGAAUGCGAUCACAUUGGCUCCAUUGGCCAGCAAUGCGCCGCAGUCGGCGGUCAGUGCCAGUGCCGCGAGGGCUAUGCGGGCCGCAACUGCAACAGCUGCGCCAUUGGCUACUUUGGCUAUCCCGAGUGCCGACGCUGCGGCUGCGAUGCGGCGGGCUCCUUUACGCGCGCCGACGGCUUCAUAGCCUGCGACUCCAAUGGCCAGUGCCCGUGCAAAUCGCUCGUGGUGGGUCUCAAGUGCGAUACGUGCAUGCAGAGCACAUUCGGUUUGUCCGCACUCAAUCCUGAGGGCUGCACACGCUGCUUUUGCUUUGGACGCGCCGCCGAGUGUGAGCAGAGCGAACUCUCCUGGGGUCACAUACGCAUGCCGGAGUCGCGCAAUCUCAGCGUGCAACAGCUGCGACCGCAGCAUGUCACCAGCGGCGACUUCGAGUACAUUGUCGUGGUGCAGAUGGCGGGCAGCGUCUCCUAUCGCGAGGAUGCCGAAAUUCAGCGCAUGAACGAUCUCAGCCUGGUGCCGCGCUCCACGGGCAACGUAUCCAUUGGCGCCUAUGCGCAGUUCUAUCAGCCGCUCUACUUUCAGCUGCCGCCCCAGUUCUAUGGCGAUCGCACCACCAGCUACGGCGGCUAUCUAUACUUUUCGCUGCUAACCGAGGGCGCGCACACGCCGCUGGAGCGGAAGGUGCUGGCGCAGUAUCCGCUGGUGCAGCUGCAUGCGCACGCCAAGCUGGUGUUGGAUUUUUACGAGUACGAGGAAUACGAGUAUUCGCUGAAUGUGACGCAUCGUGUGCCGCUGCAUGAAUCCUAUUGGAAAUAUCAUCACAAUAGUCAGGCGGUGAAUCGCGGCACGUUGAUGGCGGCGCUGCAGAAUGUGCGACACAUAUUUCUGCGCGCUUUUGCGUUUGCCGACUUUCAGCAAGUUGUCCUACAUAAUGUGCACAUGGAUGCUGCCAUAUAUGUGCAGGGCUCCACCAAUCUCAUAGCCAAGGGCGUGGAGCGCUGCAAGUGCCCCAAACGUUUCGAUGGGCUGUCCUGUCAGGAUCCGGGACGCUCGUUCUAUCGCUGGCGCAACACAAGCGACGUGGAAAGUGUGUUUAUUGAGGAUCUGAUUGGACGUGCUGCGCCGUGUCACUGCAAUGGACGCAGCAAUGAUUGCGAUCGCGAGACCGGCGUUUGUUUGAAUUGUCGCGAAAACAGCGGGGGCGCACACUGCCAGCAAUGCGCCGAGGGCUACUACGGCGAUCCGAAUUCACGGCAUGGCUGCCAGGCCUGCCCCUGUCCGGAGACCAAUCGCAACUUUGCGCGCGGCUGCAAUGUGUGGGAGGGCGAGGUGAGCUGCGUCUGCAAGCCCGGCUACACGGGACGACUAUGCGAACGCUGUCGCCUGGGCUUCUUUGGCAAUCCGAUGCAAUAUCCCAAUAGCAGCUGCCAGGCAUGCAACUGCCAUGCCGAUGGCAUACGCGCCGAGGGCUGUGAUGCGGAGACGGGUCAGUGCUAUUGCCGCGAAGGCGUCACGGGUCUAAAGUGCAAUAAGUGCGUGGCACAGCGGCAGCAUUUGCAGGAAAGCGGUUGCACGCUCUGUGACAAUUGCACGCUGCUGCUGCUGGACUAUGUGGAGCUGGUGGGGCAUAAGCUGCGCCGUGGUCUGCAUAACAUGGAUCUGACGGGCAUACCGGCUCCCUAUUUAAAACUUAGCGAAUACGAGCGCGCCUAUGAUAAAUGGCGCGGUCGUCAGCAGGAUUACAGUCAAGCCAGGCAGAUGCUUCUGGGCUAUGAUACAGCAGCGCUGCUCAAACUGGACGCACAUGCAGAGAAUGGCAAAUUUCAGUCGCGCAAGGCGCUGGCGACCAUUGGCAAACGCCAGCUGGCGCUGCAGUCCAUGCAGGACGCGGCUCUUGCACUGCAACAGGAUGUACGCACUCUACACGCUGGGUUGAUGCAAACGCUGUACGAAUUACGCAACUAUGGAAUGGGUGCACAGCAUCUGAGUCUGCCGACGGCGCUGCAGCAGGCGCGCUUCUAUCUGCAGGCUAUACAGCAGCAUCAUCAGCUGGUGCAGGACAUACGCAGCACCAGCGACUGCGCCUGGCAACAGUACUAUGUCACGGGCAAUUCCUCCGAUGCGGCGUACGAUCAGCGUGCACGUCUCGAGAUGCUCUGGCGUGAUCUUAACCAAACCAAUUAUCGCGUGGCGGACAUGCGACUGCACAUCGAUCGCACCCAGGAUGUGGAGAACGAGGCGGACGAUGUGCUCGAGCAUGUGCGCAAUCUAAGCGCUUAUGUUGCCGAGCAGUAUCAGCAACUGAAAGAGCUGGGCGGGCGCAUCGAACAACAGCUUAAUCAUAGUCACACGACGCGUGGCGAGCAAAUGCUGCAAGCAGCCAGGGAGAAGCAAAUGCAGCUAAAUGAGCAGCGGCAGCAGCUGUCUGCCAUGGCUGCGCUGCUGAACGAAACGCUCGCGGAUCAGGCGGAACUGCAGCGCGAGGUGCGCAAGCACUGGCUGCCCAAGGCGGAGAAGCAUGCGGCACGCCUGCUCGAGCGCUCCAAUGAGUAUGCCAGGCAAUUUCAGCCCACAAGAAAUGCGGCACGCAUUGCCAUGCUGGCCAGCUCGGCACACAGCAACAUUUCCACAGCCAUUGCGGGCGCACGCCAGGCAUCGUUGCUGUCCAAGGAACGCGUCCAUGAGGCACAACGCACGCUUUAUCCCAGCGAUGGCAGCUCAAUGAUUGAGCGUGCCAAGCACUCGCUACAACGCUCCAAGCAGCUGCAACGUGAGGCACUGCAGCAAAUGCAAAAAUCCACGGUGCUCAAGGGUAAGCUGCAGCAUCAGGAGCAACAAGUGGAGGGCAUUAAACGCACAAUCUUUGAGACGGGACAGCGCAGCAAUAACAUCACCAGCCAGCUGCAAUUGCUGACGAACAGCUCGGCGCGUCGUCAUGCCCAGGAAAGCAUGGAGCUGGCGCAAAGGACAAGCGAUGAGAUGCAUGCGGAGCUGCGCAAGGCACGCGAGAUGCAGAAAUCCAUACAGCAUAUGCGCAAAUCAUUUGCCAUGCUGGAACCAGACUGGGAGAUCAAGCUGGGCAUGGCCGAGGAGAACAUUUCGCUAACCAAGACAAAUUUGCGUUUCGCCAACGUUUCGCUCAGCUAUGUGGAGCAGCAGGCCGCCAAGGAGCAGCAGGUGUUUGAACUCUGGAACAAUAGCAUGUCCCAGCAGCUGCAGCAGCUAAGAGAUCAAAUAGCCAAGGCCAGGCAUGCAGCGGAAGCGAUUGACGUCUCGCUGGAAUCGCUGGGUCCCAAAUGCAGUCGCACCUAUUUGCCCGUUUCUUAUGGCCUGAGCACAUCCAAUUCUCUGCGCUUGAGCUUUGCCCUGUCCAAUCACAUGGGAAACUCGCCCCUGCUGCAUGUCCAGGGCAGCGAGGGACGGCACAUCACGCUGGAGCUGUAUAAGCGACGAGUGCGUCUGGUUUGGUAUUUGGGCGGCAGCACAGCAACCAUAACACACCCGCUUGAGGUGCAGACACGCGAUCCCAAGUACGAUGAUGCCUGGUAUCAGGUGGAGGCGAAUCGCACGCUGAAUUUGGGCAGCCUGCUGGUGCGUCGCAUGAACAACUUUGGCGCCUUAAUGCCGGGCUCGCCAGUCACGGGCUCCACGGAUGCGGAGCACACGCGUUUCUAUCAAACGCACGACGAGCGCAUUUUGCUGGGCGGCCAUGCGGCCAAGGAGCAAACUCCAGGUCUAAAUGUGGUCGUGCAUCAGGUGGAGGUGGACAAUAAGCCGUUGGGUUUGUGGAAUUUUAUAGGCAGCGAGGGUCGCUGCGGUGGUGCCAUGAUUGGCGCCCGGGAAUCAUCCUCCUCCUCUGUGGCGCGUCAUUUCAAUGGCCUGGGCUAUGCGCAGCUUAAGAAGACGCGUCCGCGUCCCUAUCGCAAGAAUCUGUUUGCCUUACAGAUGACCUUCCGCACACUGGACGAGAAUGCCUUGCUCUUCCUGGCGGUUGAUGACAAGAACAACCGCUCCGUGUCGGUCACAUUGAGUCGCGGUCGCAUCAUGUUCCGCAUUGACUAUGGCGACGAGUCCAAGCUGGAGAUUAAUACAACCAAGAAGUACAACACAGGGCAGUGGAUCAAAAUCGAGGCGGCCAGAGAGUUCUCGACACGACGCAGCACGGAGAAUGGUAUGCUGCGCGUAAACAACGAUCGUGCCAUCUCCGGUGCACCCACAUUGCCUGUGAAGAGUCACAUGCUGCCCGAUCUGUCCAAGGCGGUGUAUUAUCUGGGAGGCGUACCACCAGGCUUCACAUCGGGCACAACCAAGGCGCCGGGCGCCGACAAUCCUUUCCUUGGCUGCAUGAUGGAUGUGCAGGUGAAUGGCGAGACUUACGACCCGCUCGAAAGCUCCACAUACUUUGGCGUAGAGUCCUCCUGCAAGGACAUGAUUACAAAAGCUGGCUUUUCCGGCAAUGGUUACCUGGAGUUGCCAUCGAAGUCGCUACGCAAACGCGCCAACACUGGACUUGUCUUCCGCACACUGCAAGCCGAUUGCCUGCUGCUGCUGGCCGCCUAUCCGCCUGAAGUGCUGACCGAUUACGAUGACAAAGAUAUUAAGGGCAACUAUUCGAUGAGUCUGGUCGAUGGUCAGCUGCAGGUGUGGAUUAAUUCGGGACGCAGCUUCAUUAAAAUGUUCUCCAAUGCAAGUCAGCUGAACGAUGGAGAAUUGCAUGUCAUCAAUCUUAUCAAGACUGGGCGUCGCCUGGAGCUGAUGGUGGACGAUGAACUGCAGGAGGUGCGCAGCCUGACGGGCACGCCCUCACUUGUCAGCCUGCCACAGGAUGCUGGGGGACUAUAUAUAGGCGGCGCACCACCUCAUGAAAUUUACACUCCCCUGGCGCCCACAUUUGUGAAGCUCGAGGGCGCUGUCCGGGAUGUGGUGUUCAAUAAUCGUACGAUUAAUUUUAAUGAUGCUUUGACCUUUGCCAAUGUGCAGAUUGGACGCAAUGGUCCGGUCAUGGGCAGCCUCAAGGGCGCCCUCUACGAUGUGCUGCUCAAGACGGAGCCGAUGAUUGGCAAGAGUUUUACCGCCUCGCCGGAAGGCUGCAAGCGGAUUGGCAGCUACUCCUACGAACCGAAUGCCUUCAAGUUUGGCGACGAGCUUUAUAGCUAUGCGCAGCUGAAGCUGCCGGAGCGACACUUUUGGCAGCGCAACUUUCAGCUGAGCUUUGAUUUCCGCUCCUUCUAUCCCAAUGGCAUGCUCUAUUUGUCGCCGGGCAGCAAGGAGAAACCCAAGCAUUAUGUGGCCCUGCUCCUGAAGGAUGGCCAACUGGUGUUGAUUGUACGCGGACGACGGCGCGAGGAGCUGCUGCUCACGGCCAAGCUAAACGAUGGUGAAUGGCAUCGUGUAACCAUCAGCUGCCACGAGCGCAAGGUCACCCUGAGCGUUGAGAUUGGACGCACGGAUCAAAAGACCUCGGCGCAAAUGAAGGUGCCCAAAAAAAUAGGCGCCUCACAGCUGCUGCUGGUCGGUGGCCUGCCACAAGCUCCCGUCAAGGUGCCUUCGGAGCUGUACAUGCGACUGGAGGCAUUUAAAGGCUGUCUGCGUCGCGUGAAUAUUAACAAUAGCACACAGGAUCUGGCACGUCCGGGCAAGCAUGCAAAUGUGGGUCAAUGUUUUCCAACCGUCGAGCGCGGCAGCUUCUUCCCAGGCGAUGCCUAUGCCAUAUACAAAAAAAACUUUCAUGUGGCCAAAUAUCUGGAACUGGAAAUGGAAUUUCGGACCUCUGAGCUCUCCGGCAUAUUGCUGAGCGUUUCCGAGCCAAGCGGUUUUCCCGCACUCUCCCUGGAGCUUAGCAACGGCAAUAUCGUUUUCUCUUGUGACCUGGGCGAUGGUGUGCCAUUCCGUGUGGAGUCCACGCUGCCGAGCAAAUAUGCGCUCUGCGACAACAAAUGGCAUAAUAUAUCCGCGCUCUAUGAUGGCGAACAGAUUGCGCUUAGAAUUGACCAGCUGCCGGCCACGAUCAGCAUGUCAAAUCAACGCAAUGUGGGCAAAGUGCAAACACGUUCGCCCCUCUACAUUGGCGGUCUGCCAGAUGUUGCACCCAGCGGCUGUUUGCUGGCGCGUGAUAAUUUCAAGGGCUGCAUACGCAAUGUUUCUAUACGCAACGAGAGACGCGAUUGGAUCGAUAUGGAUGAUCUGCACAAUGUGCUGCUCAGCGAAUGUCUCGUGUCCAGCGAUGAGUAGCUACUGAUUGCCGGGAUGCUUUUUCUGGUUCCUGUUUGAUGAUGCCACACCAAAACUUUUUCCAAAUGUAUUGUGAUCAAUUAUGAGUUUUAUUUUAGCCAUAGACUUAGACAACGUCCAGUUAUAGUUGCAUAUCCACUGCCAUAUAAGUAAUAUUUACAUAGCUAUACGUUUCGGCUUGUACACGCACAAGUUUUCAUUGCCAGUGACUGCAUUUUAAUUUUAUUAUAUUAACUAGGCCCCACAAGUUUUUAAUUUAUUUUAUCUUUUAAUUUAUUAUGUUUUAUUUUAAAGAGGCUUUAAGUUUGCAAAUCGAUUUUAUUUCAAAUUUAAUUUAAACACCCAAACUACUUGUUUAUGAAUCUCCCAUUUGUACAGUACUUAUGCACCUAUCUAUUUAUAAAAUAAGUAUUUCAAUUAGCUGUAUUUAAUUAUAUAAUUAUACUCAUUUGUACAUAACA
Messenger RNA from Drosophila novamexicana, 8209 nucleotides. It is a transcript of the gene wb, whose product is annotated as laminin subunit alpha-1. The record is from RefSeq and is a predicted model, not a curated record. The transcript is spliced from 14 exons. Gene Ontology annotation, cellular component: basement membrane. Bases 36 to 7748 code for a protein of 2570 amino acids. NCBI's taxonomy places the organism in Eukaryota, Metazoa, Arthropoda, Insecta, Diptera, Drosophilidae. Gene Ontology annotation, biological process: axon guidance.